AAGAAAAAUAAAACUUAAAGUAAUUGUUACAAUUAUUCAAAGGUGCUAUUUGUAAACGUAUAAAAGGAAUUCAUGAAAUGGUUUGCGGGUUGACUUCGUGUCUCGGGAGCGGCGCGGCCGGCGGCCUGUUCUCAUCCGCCGUUCAGUUCUUCGCGGCGACGCAGUGCCUGGUCGGGGAAACUUGGCCAAAAGAUUCUGUGCUGCAAAAUGGCUCUAGAUACGACUUCAUCAUCGUGGGUGCCGGUACCGCUGGCUCUGCGCUCGCUGCCAGACUCUCCGAGGUGGCCAACUUCAGCGUACUCCUACUGGAGGCGGGCGGAGAUCCACCGAUAGAGGCUAUUAUACCAGCGUUCAGAGAAACUCUAAAAGCAAGUUCGGUCGAUUGGAAUUUUACCAGCGUGGAAAACAAUAUUACAAGCCAAGCCUUAAAAAGAGGAAUAGAGCAACAACCUCGAGGGAAGAUGCUGGGUGGAACCGGUUCCCUGAAUCACAUGGUCUAUGCCAGGGGUUUUCCUUCAGACUACCACGAAUGGGCCGCAAUCGCCGGAGAAACUUGGAACUGGACCAACGUGCUCAAGUAUUUCAUGAAAACCGAGCACAUGACGGACACGAACAUUGUUAACAAUCCAGAAUUGAUGGUGUACCAUGGUCGAGGAGGUGCUAUAGAAGUUUCUGGAACGAAUGAAGUUAUGUUCUCCAUUAAGAAAUUUCUACAGGCAUUCGAGGAGCUAGGUUUCAAGACAGUUCCUGACAUGACUUACCCAAACUCGAUCGGUGCAGGAUGUUUUUCGCACACCAUCAGAAAUGGCGAACGCGACAGCUCUCUGAGGGCUCUCCUCAACAACGCGAAUAGUACAAGCCUACACAUAUUGAAGGAUGCCUUUGUAACGAAGAUUAUUAUCGAGAACGGAACUGCAAUCGGUAUUGAGGCGGUAAAAGACGACGAAAAGUUUUUAUUUUACGCUGAUCGUGAAGUCAUUUUAUCAGCCGGAACAUUUAAUACCCCGAAGUUACUGAUGCUCUCUGGCGUUGGUCCCUCAGAGCACUUGAGAUCGUUAGGAAUCGAUGUGGUUGCAGAUUUGCCGGUUGGGAGCAAUCUUCACGACCACGCUAUGGUAUUGGCGUUUCUCGUCGCCGAUAACGGGACAUGCGUGUCGGAUGAGGCAGAGAAUUCAAUGGAAGCAAUAAAAUAUCUUUACGACAGAACUGGUUUUCUUGCCAAGGCCGACAACAUGGCCGCGUAUUUGCCACUCUCUAGCUCUGAGCCCACCGUACCUGAGUUUGCUCUGUACCCGACUUGUAUACCACAGUUCUCGCCGUUUCGCAGCGGGUGUCUGACUUUGGGCCUGAACGAAGAUUUAUGCACGGAAUUACACAAUCUAAAUCAGGAAUAUGAACUGGUUACAAUUGCUGCUGUCCUGCUGAAACCCAAAUCCAGGGGUAAAGUGGAAUUGAAUUCCAUAAAUCCAUUCGACGAUCCUCUAAUAUAUGCCGGUACUUUUUCAGAAGAACAAGAUCUGGAUCAUUUCCCUCGGUUAAUCAAAAUGGCUUGGUCUAUUGCUGAUACGAAUUAUUUCAGAAGCAAAAAUGCACGUGUGAUAAAACCUUGGGUUGAAGCUUGCAGUAAUUUAACAGAGAGUGCGUGGAUUAAAUGUAUGUCAAGGGCGAUGGUGACAUCCGCUUGGCAUUCCGUGGGUACUGCCGCUAUGGGCACUGUAGUAGAUGGUGACCUGAAGGUGUUAGGUAUUAAUAGCUUACGAGUUGUGGACGCGAGUGUAAUGCCAAAAAUAAUUAGAGGGAACACAAAUGCACCGGUUGUGAUGAUCGCGGAAAUAGCAGCCGACCUCAUUAAAGAACAUUAUUCUGUUAGUCGAACAGGGACAAAUUUAAACAAUAUGACAUUCGGUAAUUUAACUGCCAGUAACAUGCCAAAUAUAAGUCAACCAAACAUUGGUUUAGCAUCUGUUAUCGAAAACAAUGAUGUGAUAAAUUCUAGCCUGAUAGAAGUUGAGAUAACAAAUAUAGAACUUAUCACUACUACUGAUAGGCUGUCAGACAUAGAUGAUACUGUCAAUGUCGCAUGAGGUGAUGUAACAGAAGUAGAUUUGAACGAAGACAAGAAAAUAACUAUAUUGAAUUUAAGUGAUGGUUUAGAUAUUGUG
Messenger RNA from Bombyx mandarina (wild silkworm), 2162 nucleotides. Its product is annotated as ecdysone oxidase. The record is from RefSeq and is a predicted model, not a curated record. NCBI's taxonomy places the organism in Eukaryota, Metazoa, Arthropoda, Insecta, Lepidoptera, Bombycidae. Gene Ontology annotation, molecular function: flavin adenine dinucleotide binding; oxidoreductase activity, acting on CH-OH group of donors.